Anthostomella pinea is the source of this 1173-nucleotide messenger RNA. The record is from the annotation of a GenBank genome assembly. NCBI's taxonomy places the organism in Eukaryota, Fungi, Ascomycota, Sordariomycetes, Xylariales, Xylariaceae.
AUGCGGUCCUCGACUCUGAUCUGCGCCCUCGCCUCGCUGGCGGCGCAUAGCGUGCUGGCAGUACCCUUCAGUAACAGCAGCGGCAUCCCCAAGCCCGCCGACUUCUCUAAGCUGGAGGGCAAGUACCGAGCGAACAUCCGCGCGGCCCUUGGAACCGAAGGCUGCACCGCCGAGACCGUUCGCGUUCGGAAGUCAUGGGAUAACCUCAACAACGCAGAGAGAACCGCGUACAUCAGCGCCGUCAAGUGCCUAGCCGCGAAGCCGACAACCGUCGACAAGAGUCUGGCUCCCGGCGCCGUCAACCGCCUCGACGACUUCACAUACAUCCACAUCAACCAGACCAACCUAAUCCACCUCUCGGGUUCCUUCUUGUCCUGGCACCGCAUAUUCAUAUACCGCAUGGAAGAGGCCCUGCGGGACUGCGGUUACAACGGCGCUCUCCCCUACUGGGACCAAGCGCGCUUCUCCUCGACGCCCCUGAAGUCCACCGUGUUCUCGCCCGCCUGGUUCGGCGGCGACGGCGUCUACGACCCCAGCACCGAGGGGCACGGCCCAUACAACAUCCAAAUCCCCGGCCUCGUGGCCAACAUCACGAUCCCGCGCCCGGCCGGCCACGGAGGCGGCUGCAUCGCCGACGGCCAGUUCGCCAACUUUUCGGUCAGUCUUGGCCCGACGGAACAGCUGCCCAGCGCCGAAGUGGCCAGCGGCGACAAGUACGGCUACCACGCGAACCCGCGGUGUCUGAAGCGGAACAUCGACCUCCCGUCCAGCGUCGGCAAGCUGACCUGGGCCAACGCCACCCUGAUCAUCUCCUCGCCCGACAUCGCGACCUUCCGCAACCGGAUGGACAACCUGUGGCACCAGAACGCGCACGGGUUCCUGGGCAAGGACGGCAUGGACCUGUUCACGUCGCCCAACGACCCGGUUUUUUACCUCCUGCACGCGCAGAUCGACCGGCUGUGGGCGCUGUGGCAGGGCCAGGACCUGGCGGCGCGGACGUUUGCGACCGAUGGGUAUCGCACUUUUGAGGGGAUCCCGCUGGAUACGGCGCCCGGCGUGCCGCCGGCUAAUGCGACGCUGGAGGAUGUGAUGGAUUUGGGCGGGGGCUACCGGCCGACGAUUCGGGACGGCAUGGCUAUGACUGCGGAUGGGCGGUGUUAUGUUUAUGAGUAG